This is a messenger RNA of Gymnogyps californianus (California condor), 2668 nucleotides long. It is a transcript of the gene GPR17, whose product is annotated as G protein-coupled receptor 17. The transcript is spliced from 2 exons. The record is from RefSeq and is a predicted model, not a curated record. Gene Ontology annotation, cellular component: membrane. Gene Ontology annotation, molecular function: G protein-coupled receptor activity. Gene Ontology annotation, biological process: phospholipase C-activating G protein-coupled receptor signaling pathway; positive regulation of Rho protein signal transduction. The coding region runs from base 72 to 1106 and encodes 344 amino acids. NCBI's taxonomy places the organism in Eukaryota, Metazoa, Chordata, Aves, Accipitriformes, Cathartidae.
CUAUACUCCACCCAUAGGACUGCACUGUAAAGAGGUUUUUGGGUGUUUUUUCUUCAAAACUGUGGUGAAAAAUGAAUGGCCCAGCAGAUCCCUCAAGCCUACUCUUCAAUUGCUCAAAUCAAUCAAAUUUCUCUUUGGAAACAUCAGAGCAAUGUGGCAAAGAGACACACCUCGAGAACAUCCUUUUUGCCACUUUCUACUUCCUGGACUUCAUCCUGGCUUUUGUUGGCAAUGCCCUGGCUCUUUGGCUCUUCAUCCGGGACCAAAAGUCAGGCACGCCUGCCAACAUUUUCCUGAUGCAUCUUGCCGUGGCAGACCUGUCCUUUGUGCUGGUACUUCCCACCCGCCUGGUGUACCAUUUUUCUGGUAAUCAUUGGCCAUUUGGCGAGAUCCCAUGCAGACUCACUGGCUUCCUGUUUUACCUCAACAUGUACGCCAGUAUCUACUUCCUCAUGUGUAUCAGUGUUGACCGUUUCCUAGCCAUUGUGCACCCUGUGAAGUCCAUCAAGCUCCGCAGGUCCCUUUAUGCCCAUUUGGCAUGUGCCUUUCUAUGGGUUACUGUUGGGGUUGCAAUGGCACCUCUGCUGCUCAGUGUGCAGACAGUUGAGAUGAAAAACACAACCAUCUGCCUGCAGCUCUACAGAGAAAAGGCAUCACGUCAUGCCCUUGUGUCCUUAGCAGUGGCAUUCACCUUCCCAUUUGUUACUACAGUGACUUGCUACUUAUUAAUCAUCCGAAGCCUGAAGAGUGGGAACAGAGUUGAGAAACACCUGAAGGAAAAAGCUAUCAAGAUGAUCAUCAUGGUCUUGAUGAUCUUUCUGAUUUGCUUUGUACCUUAUCAUGUCAAUCGCUACAUUUAUAUUCUCCAUUACAAUGGGACCAAAACUUCCUGUGAAACACAGCGUAUUCUAGCCCUCAGUAACCGCAUCACUUCGUGCCUCAUGAGUCUAAAUGGUGCCUUUGACCCUGUCAUGUAUUUUUUUGUAGCUGAGAAAUUCCGUGAGGCUUUGUGCAAUCUGUUUUGUGUUAAAAAGACUGUAAUGUUGCCUCAAACAUACGAGGGUAAGACAAAUGAAAGCUCACUAAGUGCUAAAUCUGAACUGUGAACAUGACUCGUCACUGCUUUGACUUAAGAACGCUCUAUUCCACCAAAAUCAGCUGAGAGUGCAAAUACGCAGCGAGAUAGUCCACCCAGAGUCAAACUCAUCCUGAGGAGGGAAGCUCUGUUGUUUUUAUGGGACUGCAGCUAGCAAGAACCCCUCUGACAACAGAGAUCACAUGUUCUUGUCUUACUGAAAAUGCAAACAGAAGUACAGUUCUACUGAUUUCCAAGAUGUGAAACUGAGGGCUGAAUACCUAGGAAUAGGGAAGGGAGCAAAGAGGCUAUUAAACGGACUUUUUUUUUUAAACAAACAAACAACUUAAUUCCUAAAGUAUUCAGUAAUGACUCUUUCUCUGCACAAUGCAUACAGCCUACUUUAAAAUUUUAUAUUGUGCCAGCAGUAGAGAUCCACUCCUGAGAUAGACCUGCCUGAUGAAAAGACAGCAUGCUUGCACAUGUUGUACAAGUCUCCGAAUUCAAAGUGUUUAUACAUAGUAGACAGAAAAUUGGUACUAAACGGUGGCAAGAAAAAAAGACCAAAAUGCUGCAAUGCACCCAAUCUGGACUGGAAUUAAGACAGAAAUUACAAUUUUUUUACUUCUUCCCAGCAUUCAGAGGUGGAGAUGAGCACUGAACUUCACACUACCUUUUCUAUCUGCCCUCUGCCAUUGUCUCAAAGCUGCAGACAGAGGCUGGACAACAUUUAGUACACUGCCUCUUUUACCUAGUUCCCUGCAAAACAUCAGAUAUCCUGCUCACCCUCAAACUAAAGCAUGGAAAAGGGCUGUUUAGGAAUACAUCAUUCAUCUUUACUACACACUGAAUCAUAAAAAUAUGAACCCAAAUGGCAAAAGUGAAGAAGAGUAAGCGUAUGAAGAAGUGAAGUCUACUUCGUCCAGAAGAGAUUCCUAUCUCUGAGGUGUUUUGCAAUUAUUUUUUGUAACUUAUCUAGCAAGACUAUUCCUUCAUUACGGAUAAAGUAGGGAUUAUCUUCACUAUCCUCACUGAUACAAAUUGCAUGCAGUGGAAUAUGUCUCGAAAUGACAGGCAGACUAGGGAAGACCAGGUACAAUGAGAAGCGGGAAAAAGAACCCAAGAGUUUCCAAUAAUAUUUACUAGAAGACUGCUUCUAUGCUAUGGAGACAAAUAUUAUAGGAAAUCACGUGACAGGUGAAUUAUAUUUUUUAUGUACAGAUACAUACACACACAUCCCUUUUCUAUGCUUUUGGGAAUGAGCUCCUUACCAUUUUAGAUUUGGUCCACAAAUUAUGAAAUCAAACAUACUUUAUCUUGCUUGAACUGCUUCAAUCCUGACUGCUUUCCCAAAGCACCCUAGGUACUAUCACCACAGCCCAUUCUAACAAGCUUAGGUUGCAACAGAAAAUCAAUUGUGCCCAACUCCAAAAACUAAGGCACAGAAGUUGCAUGCAGGAUGGAAGAGAAGAGGCAGUUGGGAGGACUCCCUGCUGGACAGGGUACAAGUAUAUAACCUUUCCUUCCUGUCCUGGUUUCGGCUGGGACAGAGUUAACUUUCUUUUUAGUAGCUGGUACAGUGCUGGGUUUUGG